GGGUGAAAGUUAUGCUAUAGUUAUGCUGUCUGUCAUAUUCCAGUUAGCACUCGCUGGUGCAACAACUUUCCUGUGAGUAAUUUUAUUUUCGUGUCAGGAGCAGAUAGUGCAGCAAAAGGCACCGGGGUGAGGUUGUAGAAGAGAAGGGAACUCAUUAUCUACAUUCACACUGUGGAAGAGGAAACUACAAAAAAGCUUCUGCCAGUGGGCUCUCCGUACCCAAAGCGGCCUUACUCAUACUGAUGCAGCCAGAGAUCAAGACGAAAUGGGUGAACAAACAGCGGGUGAUGAUCUUUGCUUCAAGAGGCAUCACGUUCAGGGACCGUCACCUUAUGGUCAACCUGCGCACACUGCUUCCGCACGCAAAGUCAGAGUCAAAAAUGGAGAAGAGGGAGACAAAUGACUUCAUCAGUGAGGUGUGUGAAAUGAAGAACUGCAAUAAAUGCAUUUACUUCGAGAACAAGAAACGGAAAGACCUGUACAUGUGGAUUUCCAACGUGCCAAGUGGUCCAUGUGCAAAGUUCCUCGUUGAAAACGUGCACACAAUGGAAGAACUGAAAAUGACCGGAAACUGCCUGAAGGGUUCCCGGCCCUUACUGUCUUUCGACAAGUCGUUCAAUGACCACCCUCACUCGAAGCUUCUGAAAGAGUUGCUUGCACAGGUGUUUGGUACGCCUAGGCACCAUCCUAAGAGCCAGCCAUUCAUUGACCAUGUGCUCACGUUCAGCUUACUGGACAAUCGCAUUUGGUUUCGUAACUACCAGAUCGUCGAGGAAGAUGGUUCUUUAGUUGAAAUUGGUCCCCGAUUUGUGCUGAACCCCAUCAAGAUCUUCAAUGGGAGCUUUUCCGGGGAAGUCAUCUACAGCAACCCCAACUACAUCACACCAAGCUCUCAUCGCCGCGCAUUGAAAUUGGCAGCCGCGCACAAGUUCAGGAGCCGCAAGGAGGCCAAGGCAAAUUUUGCGCAUCGUGUGGCCGAGGGUCCAGAGCCUGCCAACCCCGUCGAUGAAAUCUUCACGUCGCUUCAACCAGAGGACAUCAACCACAAGCUUGUCUCGAAACGAAAAAAGAGAAAAAUACAGUGAAUGCCCUCUA
This is a messenger RNA of Ornithodoros turicata, 1095 nucleotides long. RefSeq names its product ribosome biogenesis protein BRX1 homolog. Lineage: Eukaryota; Metazoa; Arthropoda; Arachnida; Ixodida; Argasidae. The transcript is spliced from 11 exons. Gene Ontology annotation, cellular component: nucleolus. The coding region runs from base 243 to 1085 and encodes 280 amino acids. Gene Ontology annotation, biological process: ribosomal large subunit assembly; rRNA processing. Gene Ontology annotation, molecular function: rRNA binding. The record is from RefSeq and is a predicted model, not a curated record.